GGACACCCUUGGCAGUCUGGCCACGGAGGUCCUGGCACUCAUCGUGGUUGGCCUGGCAAUCGCUGGUUGGAGCUGGCGGGACCUCUCCAGUCAACCAGUUUCAUCCGAAGACAGGACGUUACUCGGCUCCGCAGGCGCGGAGUUGGACCAGCCAUGUGGCGAGCACCUUUCAGGACAGGCCGACACAGGUCCAGCCCAGCGCGCCUCCCUUGGAGCCUGGAUUUGAGCCGACAGCGCAACAGGCCCUUCACCAGCUGGAUUGAAAAGGGGGGGCGGGUGGCGCGUACAGCGUACGGCUGUGGGGUUGGUAUGAUUGGCAGUAUCCUUCAACUGAAGGUGGACAAACACAGGCUUUGCAGAUCAAAGGGGUCGUUGGAGGGGUCCGCGCUGGGGAAGCAGCUACAAGGUUUUGGUUCAAUAGUCUGACGCUUCACAUGAUUCUCGUUUGGCGGGUUAAGCUUUAGCAUUUCUUUUUUGGAGUUGUAGUCGAAGCCAAAGCCCGUUUGUUGCUCAUACCAGAAUCGAAGCAGUUGUUCAUCUUGUUACCUCUUGGUUAUAUCAAAGCGAGUACAACAAUGUGCAUGACAAGGAGCAUCAAGCAACUUGUUUAGAUUGCGUCAAAAGCAGCAGCUUUGACAUCAUAAUUAUCCAAGAGGUGCCCCCUUUGUCACGGGCCCGCAAUGCUUCCAUGCGCGAUGGUUCGUACACGUGCGAGCGUUUGUGUGUGUGUGCUAUCCUGUGAAAAGGGAUUUUGACUAGUAGCAAAUAGCUACUAGUAGCGUCCUUGCUCCUAGUAGCGAUGCCCUUUGUUCCUAGUAGCUUCUUGCUCCCAGUAGCGAUGGAUGCCAGGAGCCCCUAGUAGCGUCCGAUCGCUCCUAUUGGUUGCCUGACCUCUCGCAGAUUGGCUCAAAGAUGGAACAUUUGGCGGUCAGAAAUGCGCCACAUGUUGCCCGCUCCAGCCAAAAGCUGAGGAGGACGGGCGCAUUGAGCGCUGCGGUAUCCACGAUAUGCCUGAGCUCUGUCCGGUGUUGGACGCCCCAGAGCAUGGCGCCAUCAAGGUGGAAGGCACUCCACACACCGAGGCCGGAUGAGGGCUGAUCCAUUGCAGGCUGCCUCACCGCAGCUUCAGGAGACGAGGGUGAUCGACCGCCUGCCGAGCAGUUUGGCUGCGGUGGGUCGCUUGGGGUCCUCCGCCCCUGUGGCCGUUCGGGUCACGCAGGCCGUCCAUGCAGUUGAUACUCGUGGGCCACCCCAAGCUGCAAUCUCAGUAGUGGUCUCCAGCAAAGAGAAGUCAGGCCACUUCUCUCGAGGAGUGCUUGACCGAAUCAAGAUGCGUCUUGAAGGACAGGGAACCUACGCAGUUGCUCGAUGGUCGUGAACAUGGGCAUCCGCUUGUUGAGCGGCAAUUCACCCGACAUGCUCAGAGAGGCUUGGGCGCCAGUCGCCUGCGCUUACUCUUGUGCCCUGGCGACCUGUGUCCUCAGUGGGGUCUAUGCCACGGUCAUUUUUACGUUGACCAAGAUGUAUUCCAUGACCGUGAUCGGCAACUAUAAGGAUGCUCAAUUUGCGGAGUUCUUCCAAGAGACUCAGAAAUAUCGCGAAGCAGGAUUCUGGGCCUUUUGCGCGUCCCUGGGGAGUUUUGCGUUCGCCUUUGUGACCUUCUUCCUUCUAAAGAUCCGAGGAUGGCCUGGCAUCACAGGUUUCACCCUGGGAGUGGCCAUCGCGGUGAAGGCAAUGCUGGACUUCCGCGGCAUUUACCGGCGUGCAGGGAACAUACUCCGAUGAUGCCUGAGACACAGCCCGCUUCGUGCGCACAUGCGAGGAUCUGACCGGUUUUUCCACCGACAUCUCUAGAUGUCCAUGUCUACCGAAGAUCCAUCUGAAUUUGGGGCCUUGAGGCCUUGAGGCCUUGACCACCCCUUCCAAGCACGCGCUCUCUAGUGCAAAAGAACGUUAUUAUGUUUCU
Molecule: messenger RNA, 1966 nt
Organism: Durusdinium trenchii
Lineage: Eukaryota; Dinophyceae; Suessiales; Symbiodiniaceae
Source: the annotation of a GenBank genome assembly